Heteronotia binoei (common prickly gecko) is the source of this 643-nucleotide messenger RNA. RefSeq names its product ATP synthase mitochondrial F1 complex assembly factor 2-like. Bases 1 to 618 code for a protein of 205 amino acids. The transcript is spliced from 5 exons. Gene Ontology annotation, cellular component: mitochondrion. Gene Ontology annotation, biological process: mitochondrial proton-transporting ATP synthase complex assembly. Lineage: Eukaryota; Metazoa; Chordata; Lepidosauria; Squamata; Gekkonidae. The record is from RefSeq and is a predicted model, not a curated record.
AUGAGAUUCGGGUUGGGAACCUGGGGGGGGCUCUCCUCUUCUUGCGCUUGUAAUGAUUUCCUUGCUUUCCAGACAACGUUGUGUAACACGGCUCUGGACAACCCAUCCCAGCGAAGCAAAGAGCAGCUCAUCAGGGCAGCUGUGAAGUUCUUGGAGACAGACACCAUCUGCUACCGGGUGGAGGAGCCGCCGGCGUUGGUGGAAUUGCAGAAGAAUGAAUGGGAUCCCGUCAUUAUGUGGGCGGAGAAAAGGUACGACGUAGUCAUCGGCUCUUCAACGAGCAUCUUGGGUCCCACCAUCCCACAAAGUACAAAAGACACCUUCGUCAGUCACUUGGCAUCAUACAACACCUGGGCUUUGCACGGCAUUGAAUACGUGAUCACCCAGCUGAAGUCGCUGAUUCUCUCCAUGGGCCUCCUGGAUAAACAGCUGACGGUGGAGCAAGCUGUCCUGCUGUCCCGCCUCGAGGAAGAAUACCAGAUCCGGCGCUGGGGGAGCGUGGAGUGGGCCCACGACUACGACGCCUACGAGCUGCGCGCCCGCACGGCCGCCGCCACCCUGUUUGUUCACCUGUGCUCGGAGAGUUCCACCGUCAAGCACAAGCUGAUGCAGGACUGAGGCGGGGGUGGGGGGGAGAGGCGGA